Messenger RNA from Mesorhabditis spiculigera, 870 nucleotides. The record is from the annotation of a GenBank genome assembly. Lineage: Eukaryota; Metazoa; Nematoda; Chromadorea; Rhabditida; Rhabditidae.
AUGUCCUUCGACAAGCUCUUCGACGUGAAAAAUUUAUUCUACAUCGGCAACUUCCAGGGGGCCGUCAGCGAGGGUCAGAAACUCGUCCUGAAAGCCGAAGAUGAGAAGCUAGCUCGCGAUAUCUACGUAUUCAAAUCGUACCUGGCGUUGAAUAAGGCAACGAUCGUGUUGGCCGAAAUCCCGCAGGGCACAAAGUCAGAGACGCUGAAGGGAAUCAGAAGGCUUGCUGAAUAUGCUACCAGCAAGAACCAACCCAAAUUCCUCGAAGACAUCGAAGAAGAGGCCCAAUCGAGCAGCGAACCGUUGGCCCGAGUCGCAUACGGAGUUUUGUACCUUCAAGCACACAACCCCGAGAAGACGUUGCAACUGCUUCACAACGUCGAGCACCUCGAAGCACGGGGCGCCUCGAUUCACGCGCUGUUGGCCAUGAACCGGCCCGACGUUGCUAUCAAGGAGCUUGCCCGAAUGAGCGAGCAGGACGAAGAUGCAACAUUGACGCAGCUCGCGACCGCCUGGGUGAAUAUGUUCAUUGGAAAGGAGAAGCUGAAGGAUGCCUUCUAUAUUUACCAGGAGCUUAUCGACAAGUAUGGCGCCACCCCUUACCUCCUAAUCGGCAAAUCGAACGCCCUGAUCGCGCAGGGUCAAGGGGAAGAAGCGGAAGAGGCAUUGGAGGAGGUCCUGCAACGAGAUCCGAACUCCGUUGAGGCUAUGAUUAACAAAAUCCGGGCGCAACUUCACAAUGAUAAGAAGAAGACACCGUUGAACUUUGCAAGGAAGCAGUUGGUUCAGAUUGCCGCCGUCAAUCCUAACCACCCAUUCGUCCAAAAUAUCGAGAGAGCCCGGGUCAACUUUGAGAAGCUGAAGCAGCAU